Halichondria panicea is the source of this 778-nucleotide messenger RNA. Its product is annotated as small ribosomal subunit protein eS8-like. Gene Ontology annotation, biological process: maturation of SSU-rRNA from tricistronic rRNA transcript (SSU-rRNA, 5.8S rRNA, LSU-rRNA); translation. The transcript has 7 exons. The coding region runs from base 77 to 706 and encodes 209 amino acids. The record is from RefSeq and is a predicted model, not a curated record. Gene Ontology annotation, molecular function: structural constituent of ribosome. Gene Ontology annotation, cellular component: cytosolic small ribosomal subunit; ribosome. Lineage: Eukaryota; Metazoa; Porifera; Demospongiae; Suberitida; Halichondriidae.
UCAUGAUUAUUCCGUUAGCCCCCACGUGUAUUUACACAUGCGCAGUAUACCCUAAUAUCUCUUUCAUCAAGGCAAGAUGGGUAUCUCCAGAGAUAGUUGGCAUAAGCGAAGGUCGACGGGGGGCAAGAGGGCCCCCAUUCGCAAGAAGAGAAAGUUUGAGUUGGGAAGGCCUCCUGCUGGUACCAAGAUUGGGCCAAAGCGAAUCCACUUGGUAAGAACUCGUGGCGGAAAUUCAAAGCAUCGAGCAAUGCGCUUGGACAAUGGCAACUACUCCUGGGGCUCUGAAGCUACAUCGAGAAAAUGCCGUGUCCUGGAUGUUGUCUACAAUGCCAGCAACAACGAGCUUGUGCGUACCAAAACUCUAGUCAAGAACUGUAUAGUGUUGAUCGACUGCACUCCCUUCAAGCAAUGGUUUGAGGCGCAUUAUGGGAUUCCUCUAGGCCGCAAGAAGUCAAAGAAGACAGAGGAAUCGACUGAAGAUGAUGUUCUAUCUGUUAAGAAGUCAAACCACGUUCAGAAGAAGCUUGCUGCCAGGAAAUCCACCUCCAAGAUUGACCCACACGUAGAGGAGCAGUUCCUCACUGGAAGACUUCUAGCGUGCGUGUCAUCCCGACCAGGGCAGAGUGGCCGGUGUGAUGGGUACAUUCUAGAGGGCAAGGAGCUCGAGUUCUAUCAGAGAAAACUCAAGUCCAAGAAGGGAAAAUAAACUCUAUCAUGAAACUGUUUUCAUUAUGUCAUCUUGUAACUUUCCUGAUGUUUGAUGAUUUAUUUGUUCUUG